AACUUCCGGUUUCUUCCCUUCCAUGCUAGAACGCUAGCUUGUAGAGGCUGUGUGACGAAGGACUAAAACAACGAUGGGGUGUUUUGGGUCGAACUGAACAUUUAACACAAUGACAUAAAAUGGAUAGUGUAACGACGGAUUCCUGUGCGGCUGAGGAGGAUGAAUGUCCAGACUCAGAGGUUUUAUGUCUUAUGAGAGUUGGAAGAAAUUCAGACUGGCUUCGCUUGUUCGAAAACACUGAGAUAACUGUUGGACGUGGUGUGAAUGUAACCUACCAGCUGAUUUCUCAGAAGUGUCCUCUCAUGAUCUCCAGACUGCACUGUAUUUUCAAGCAAAGGGAAGACGACCAGUGGACAGUGACAGACACAAGGAGUCUCAAUGGUGUGUGGGUUAAUGGAAAUCGCAUACCCCCCAAUGAAGCCCAUCUUCUGAGGCUUGGAGACUCAAUACAACUUGGAGUUCCUCUAACGGGAUCUGGAGUAGAAUUUGACUAUAUCCUUGUCCAGCGGUCGCUACAAGACAUUAAACGCUACCUGACAAAGGGGAUUGGAGAGGUUGCAAAAGGACCCCACACACCCAGAAAGUGUAAGAGGAAGCUGGCUGUGGAAGAAGUCGAGCCUUCCACCUCAAAGCCCAAACUUUACCGCUGGUCCUCUGCAGACAAGUCCUUUGCAAAGCCCAGCUCUGUUUCCCCAGUAAAAUGCCAGCAGAUGCUCAGUCACACACAAGAGACCACAUCCAUUAAAGAUGUCCAGGAAGCAGAGUCCAGCUCGCCCAGUGACCUGGGCAACCUGCAGAGACACAACCAGAACAUUCAGACUUUAAGUGACCAGGUUGAGUACAUCCAGAAGCAAAUUGCAUCUCCGGAGGUUGAACUCAAACAGGCUGACUUGCUUCGAGGGAAGCAGAUCCAGAAGCUGCAGGGUCAGCUGGACAUGCGCCAAAGCAGUGUGCACGAGGCGGAGACAUUAAAGAAGCUUUUCAGUGAAUCAAAGAGGCAAACAGAGGAGCAGAAAACAGAGCAAAAGGAAGCACUUAUGAAAAAACAGCUACAAGAGAACCAAGAGAUAGAAGAACCUGCUCUCUCUCGACAAGCCUUUGAGGAGAUUCUCUCUGCCAAAAACAAAGAACUGGAGGUGACAAAGGAAGAGAAGGAAAAGGCAAGGGCCCAAAAAGAGGAGGUAGUUACACAAGUGACUGAAGUCCUGGAGAAUGAACUUCAGUGCAUCAUCUGCUCAGAGCUGUUCAUCGAGGCAGUUAUCCUCAACUGCGCUCACAGCUUCUGCCAAUACUGCAUCAAGCAGUGGCGCAAAAAGAAGGAUGAAUGUCCCAUCUGCAGACAAGCCAUUCAGUCCCAAACCCGCUGUCUGGCUCUGGACAACUGCAUCGACGGCAUGGUGGAAAACCUGAGCCUGGACAUGAAGGCCAGGCGGCAGGCCCUCAUCGCUGAAAGGAAAGAUGAGCAAGCUUGUGGCCGUAAUAUCGUCCAAUCAGCAGCUCACACUACAGAUGUCAUGGUGAUCCACGAUGAUGAUAGUAGCAGGAGCAGCGACAGUGAUGGCAGCAUGGUGUCCAUAUAUAGCAGCCUCAGCUCUGUGGUCUCUGUGGACACUGACAGCAGCAUCCAUUUGGACUCUGAUGACAGUUUUGAUGACUUUGAAAAUUAGCCCUGUUUUCACUUGAUGGCUGGAACAUGAAAUGGACUCUCCAGUGAUGAGUUUCCACUUUCACAGAAAUGUUCCUGGGAUGAGAUGAAGUACAUAAAUUAAGGUCUUAUUAUCCACUUACAUGAUUUUGCUGAGGUUUAAGUUUUUUAUGUAAGAUUAUUAGUUCUGUUAUUGUUAUGGUUUUCAGCAAAAGAAAUAAAGUUUCUUGAUGCAAUUUCACCGUCA
Molecule: messenger RNA, 1892 nt
Organism: Melanotaenia boesemani (Boeseman's rainbowfish)
Lineage: Eukaryota; Metazoa; Chordata; Actinopteri; Atheriniformes; Melanotaeniidae
Gene: rnf8
Product: ring finger protein 8, E3 ubiquitin protein ligase
Exons: 10
Coding region: 120-1667 (515 amino acids)
Biological process (GO): protein K48-linked ubiquitination; ubiquitin-dependent protein catabolic process; double-strand break repair
Cellular component (GO): nucleus; cytosol; ubiquitin ligase complex
Molecular function (GO): ubiquitin protein ligase activity; histone binding
Source: RefSeq, a predicted model, not a curated record